Molecule: messenger RNA, 3068 nt
Organism: Limanda limanda (common dab)
Lineage: Eukaryota; Metazoa; Chordata; Actinopteri; Pleuronectiformes; Pleuronectidae
Product: ubiquitin-like modifier-activating enzyme 1
Exons: 24
Coding region: 1-3048 (1015 amino acids)
Biological process (GO): DNA damage response; protein ubiquitination; ubiquitin-dependent protein catabolic process
Cellular component (GO): cytoplasm; nucleus
Molecular function (GO): ubiquitin activating enzyme activity
Source: RefSeq, a predicted model, not a curated record
AUGGCUGAGAAUAUCAAUGAUCUUGAGAUUGACGAAGGCCUGUACUCCAGACAACUUUACGUGUUGGGCCAUGACGCUAUGAAGCGCAUGCAGAACUCCAAUGUCCUUAUCUCUGGUAUGAGAGGUCUUGGAGUGGAGAUUGCCAAGAACGUGAUCUUGGCAGGAGUAAGAAGUGUCACUGUACACGACCAAGGAGUUGCAGAAUGGAGAGACCUCUCCUCUCAGUUCUACCUCCGGGAGGAAGAUCUGGGGAAGAACAGGGCCGAGGUGAGCCAACACCGUUUGGCUGAACUCAAUAGCUACGUUCCUGUGACCGCCUACACUGGAGAACUCACUGAAGACUCUAUGACCAAGUUCCAGGUGGUAGUACUGACCAACUCAAAUCUGGAAGAGCAGCAGCAAGUGGGGGACUUGUGCCACAGCAAAGGAAUCAAGCUGAUCAUCGCAGACACACGCGGCCUGUUUGGCCAGCUUUUCUGUGACUUUGGUGACGAGAUGGUUGUCUAUGACACCAAUGGAGAGAAACCGCUAAGUGCCAUGAUUUCCUUGAUCACCAAGGACAAUCAAGCAGUUGUGACAUGUGACACUCGUCAUGGCUUUGAUAGCGGCGACUCUGUCACCUUCACAGAUGUUCAGGGUAUGACUGAGCUCAACGGAUGCCAGCGAGUGGAAAUCAAAGUUCUGGGUCCCUACACCUUCAGUAUCUGUGACACAACUGGUUUUACGGAUUACGUGAGAGGAGGAAUUGUCUCUCAGGUCAAAAUGCCCAAGAAGAUUGCUUUUAAAUCCAUCUCUUCCUCCUUGGCUGAGCCAGAGUUUGUAAUGACAGACUUUGCCAAGUUCUACCGUCCAGGGCAGCUUCAUGUGGGCUUCCAGGCGAUCCAUGCCUUCCAGAAGAAACACAACCACCUUCCAGUACCUUGGAACCAGGCUGAUGGUGAAGAGUUAUUGACAUUAACCAGGGAGGUGAACUCUGCCCAGGUCGGCUCCGCCAAAGUGGAGCAGUUGGAUGACGCUCUUAUCAAAAAGUUGUCAUAUGUUUCUGCUGGUGACCUGGCCCCUGUUAAUGGAUUUAUUGGAGGUCUGGCAGCGCAGGAAGUGAUCAAGGCAUGCACAGGAAAAUUUAUGCCAAUAAUGCAGUGGCUGUAUUUUGAUGCCCUGGAGUGUUUGGCCGAAGAGGAAGGAGUCACACUCACCGAGGAAGAAUGUGCCCCUAGGAACUGUCGCUAUGAUGGGCAGAUUGCAGUUUUUGGCACCAAGCUGCAGGAUUUGCUUGCCAAACAACGCUACUUCCUGGUUGGAGCUGGGGCCAUUGGCUGUGAACUGAUGAAAAACUUUGCGAUGAUUGGACUGGCCUGCGGAGAGGGCGAGGUCAUUGUGACGGACAUGGACACCAUAGAGAAGUCCAACCUCAACAGACAGUUCCUCUUCAGACCCUCAGACGUGACGAAAAUGAAGAGCGAUACUGGAGCAGCGGCAGUGAAGCAGAUGAACCCGUCCAUCAGGAUCACAGGUCACCAGAACAGAGUGGGCCCCGACACGGAGAGGAUCUUUGACGACGCCUUCUUUGAAAGCCUCGAUGGAGUGACCAACGCACUGGACAAUGUAGAUGCACGCUUGUACAUGGAUCGGAGGUGUGUGUACUACCGUAAACCCUUACUGGAGUCUGGUACUCUUGGCAACAAAGGCAACGUCCAGGUUGUGAUCCCCUUCCUCACAGAGUCAUACAGCUCCAGCCAAGACCCACCGGAGAAAUCCAUCCCCAUCUGUACCCUGAAGAACUUCCCAAAUGCUAUUGAACACACACUGCAGUGGGCCCGUGAGGAAUUUGAGGGAUUAUUCAAACUGCCACCAGAGAAUGCCCUGCAGUACCUCUCAGAUCCUCAGUUCAUGGAGCGUACUCUGAAGCUGCCUGGAGCUCAGCCUGAAGAGGUGCUGGAGGCUGUCUACAAGAGUCUCGUCGCAGACUGCCCCCACAGCUGGGCCGACUGCGUAGCCUGGGCACGCAACCACUGGCAGUGCCAAUACAGCAACAACAUCCGUCAGCUACUGCACAACCUCCCCCUAGAUCAGCCCACCAGAUCUGGUGCCCCCUUCUGGUCAGGCCCAAAGAGGUGUCCUCACCACCUAGACUUCAGCACUAGCAAUGAGCUGCACAUGGAUUAUGUUGUGGCUGGGGCAAACCUGUUUGCUCAGACAUAUGGCCUCCCAGGCAGCACUGAUCGUGCAGGUGUGGUCAAGAUCUUGCAGGAGGUCAAGGUGUCGACCUUUACCCCUCGUUUAGGAGUUAAAAUCCAUGUCUCUGAUCAGGACCUGCAGAAUAGUAAUUCCUCUGUUGAUGUCUCAAGACUGGAGCAGCUAAAGGUCAGGCUGCCUUCCCCCGAGACUUCACAGUUCAAACUCUGUGCCAUCGACUUUGAGAAGGAUGAUGACACAAACUUCCACAUGGACUUCAUUGUGGCAGCAUCCAACCUGAGAGCAGAGAACUACGACAUUCCCCCGACAGACAGACACAAGAGCAAACUGAUAGCUGGCAAGAUCAUUCCUGCCAUGGCCACUACCACGGCUGCAGUGGUGGGCCUGGUGUGUCUGGAGCUCAUCAAGAUUGUCCAAGGUCACAAGAAGCUAGAAUCGUUCAAGAAUGGCUUCAUGAACUUGGCCCUGCCUUUCUUUGCCUUUUCUGAACCCAUUGCUGCUCCUAAACACAAGUACUUUGAAAUUGAUUGGACGUUGUGGGAUCGCUUUGAGGUCACAGGUGUGCAGCCCAACGGGGAGGAGAUGACACUUCGACAGUUCUUGUUCUACUUUAAAACAAAGUACAAUUUGGAUGUCACCAUGCUUUCUCAGGGAGUGUCCAUGCUCUAUUCCUCCUUCCUGUCUCCUGAAAAACUCAGAGAGAGACUGGACCUGCCGAUGACGGAGAUCGUGACUAAGGUGUCCAAAAAGAAGCUGGGACAGCAUGUGAAAGCCGUGGUGUUAGAGCUAUGCUGUGACGACAUGUAUGAUGAAAACGUGGAAGUGCCCUAUGUCCGAUACACCAUCCGCUGAGCUCCACACUAUACAAGAUG